UUUAAACUCUUUUUUCUGGAAACAUUUAGAAAUCUAUUCUUUAACCUGACAUAUUUCUUGAGGGAAUAAAGCUCCGAGAUAUAUAAAAGGAUGUUCUUUACUGAAUGGAACAGCUUGCCAUAACGGCAACGUCCGAGUGCUGCCAAUUUAUCAUAACAAGCCUACCACCAUGUGGUCGUUCUUUACCCUCGCGUUGUAUUGCAUGAUAGGGUGGUCGAAUUCUCAAAGGUGUCCAAUGUACUACCAGAGAUUUUCGGCUCAGCACUCAUACUGUCUUGCCCCAAACCCCACUUGCAAUAUUGUGAAAUCCGGUGUUGGCCAACAAGAAAGAGAAGACAUUUUAAGGCUCCACAACGAGUUCAGAAGCAAAGUUGCGAUGGGAAAUGAACACAGGUCUAUAGGAGGCAGUCUCCCUGAAGUAGCUGACAUGAUGCAAUUAGAGUGGGACGAUGAACUCGCUGCUGUUGCACAGAAAUGGACAGAUAAUUGCGAGUACAAACACGAUUGUAAUGAAUGCCGAGCAGUUGAAAAUUUUCCUGUGGGACAAAAUCUUGCUUUCCAAGAAUCUACUUGUAUGGGACGUAUCUGCAGAGAAGAUCAAAAAGUCAUUCCUAACUGGUCAUGGGCGAUAACUGCCUUCUAUGACGAGGUGAAAGACUACCAUAAAGAUUGGCUGUGGAGUUUUGUGGAACACAAAGGCCCCAAAACUGGUCAUUUGACGCAGUUGAUAUGGGCUAAAACUUGGAGAAUAGGAUGCGGCUAUACAGUUUACAAAGAAGGCAGAACUUAUACAAGAUAUUAUGCAUGCAAUUAUGGACCCACAGGAAAUUCAGUGAAGAAACCUGUCUACCAAGCAGGACCUCCUUGCUCUGCUUGCCCAACUAAUAGCCAUUGUGUCACAUGGAGCAGCGGACCCGGCACUUAUCCAGGACUGUGCAAAAUGUCAAAUCCAAACACCGCACCUAUUUACAUACAUAAUAAUGUGCUUUUCGACUGCAAUUCUAACCCGGCGAACACCGACUGCCAAUCCCGAAUUACCGGAGCCAAUAAAUGGGACAUUAUAACCUCUGUUGGAGGAAAUUAUCACUCCGUUAUACUCCGUGGCGGAGAAUCGACUACUUUAGCCUUCGACAAGCCAAUUAUUCCACACGGUCAAGGAUUUUGUGUCGUAUUAAAAUUCCGAAAGGGCCCUCUGGAUGCAUCAAACAGAGAUCAAAGCAGCUUUAAAGCUCACUUUGGCAUGGAAUAUGGCUCGUCCUCCCCAAUGUCUAUCAGCUCUGGCUCAACCAGCUUCAAAGACUACCGAAUCAACAUUAAAUGGAGUACAAAGACUAAACUCUCGUUUUCUUUCUCCGUUCCGAGCGGGGCUCCAUCUCACAUCCUGGACAUAAGGGAAGUCUUGGCUUUUGAUGGCAAGUGCAAUACAAGAAACAAUUACAAAUAGUCGAGUUUUUUAAGAAAACAACCAGUGCUCAUUCGAAUGUAAUACUGAGAAAUAAAAUUGUGAUUCUGUGAA
This is a messenger RNA of Argiope bruennichi, 1516 nucleotides long. Its product is annotated as CRISP/Allergen/PR-1-like. NCBI's taxonomy places the organism in Eukaryota, Metazoa, Arthropoda, Arachnida, Araneae, Araneidae. The transcript has 9 exons. The record is from RefSeq and is a predicted model, not a curated record. Bases 170 to 1444 code for a protein of 424 amino acids.